This is a messenger RNA of Sorex araneus (European shrew), 370 nucleotides long. Its product is annotated as transcription elongation factor 1 homolog. Gene Ontology annotation, biological process: transcription elongation by RNA polymerase II. Gene Ontology annotation, cellular component: transcription elongation factor complex. The record is from RefSeq and is a predicted model, not a curated record. NCBI's taxonomy places the organism in Eukaryota, Metazoa, Chordata, Mammalia, Eulipotyphla, Soricidae. The transcript has a single exon. The coding region runs from base 33 to 284 and encodes 83 amino acids. Gene Ontology annotation, molecular function: RNA polymerase II complex binding.
GGCAUUGGCGACACGCGGAGACGUGUGCAGACAUGGGCCGCAGAAAGUCCAAGCGGAAGCCGCCCCCCAAGAAGAAAAUGACAGGGACCCUGGAGACUCAGUUCACCUGCCCCUUCUGCAACCACGAGAAGUCUUGUGAUGUGAAAAUGGACCGAGCCCGCAACACCGGAGUCAUCUCCUGCACUGUGUGCUUGGAGGAAUUCCAGACGCUCAUCACCUAUCUGUCAGAGCCCGUGGAUGUCUACAGUGAUUGGAUAGACGCCUGCGAGGCAGCCAAUCAGUAGCGAGGAGGAGGACCUACCCCCUGGCAACCUGUUCCCAGCCCCCGCCUGGGUUCAGCGCCAGAGACAUUGGGGGGCCAGGGUGUGGG